Messenger RNA from Melanotaenia boesemani (Boeseman's rainbowfish), 2439 nucleotides. It is a transcript of the gene haus5, whose product is annotated as HAUS augmin-like complex, subunit 5. The record is from RefSeq and is a predicted model, not a curated record. Gene Ontology annotation, cellular component: centrosome; HAUS complex. Gene Ontology annotation, biological process: centrosome cycle; spindle assembly. Bases 280 to 2262 code for a protein of 660 amino acids. The transcript is spliced from 19 exons. Lineage: Eukaryota; Metazoa; Chordata; Actinopteri; Atheriniformes; Melanotaeniidae.
GCAAACGGAGGCGGCGUUGUCGCAACGGAUAUGCUGACCGGAAAUGCUCUGAGCGGGCGGGAACUUGAAAGUAUUAUUUUUUAUUUACCAAUGUGAUUAUUACGUUUAGUUUCUGUGUAAUAAAGAAAAGACCCUUAUUUUCAAGCGGGGACAGAGCUGGUGCAGCGAUCAUAAUCCUUCACUUGUGGUGUGCGAUUUAAGCUAAACACGCCAACUGACACCACAAUAAAGCUUGUUGCUAGCUUUAGCUAGCUCGCUUCGAGUUUUUUUUUUGUCAAUAUGGCGGAUAGAAGUCUUGUCAAAGAUUUGAAACGCUGGGCGACAGAUGAGUUUUGUUUGCCUCCAGACAGUCUACCUAAUGACAACUACUUUAAAACGCUGUGUGUUGGUAGUGGGAAGUCAAUAUGGAAAUACAUAAUCCAACACGUUUUUCAACAAAGGAAUGUGAGGAUCAUGCGUGGAAAUAUUCAGUGGUACAAAGUACUUCAAGACAAAGAGUUGAAGCAGGCUGAAGGCCAGAGUGAGGCUGCAAAGCAAAGAGAGCUUCAGAAGAAGAUAGAGCAGCUGAAAGCUGAGAUCAGUCACCUGGACUCUCAGAUCAGUGGAUCAGAAGAACAGCUGACCAGCCAAGAGCAAUCUAUCAGUCACAUUUGGGCCCAAAAGGAGGACAGCCAGUGCAGAGAGCUGCUUCUGAAGGCCUUCAGACAACGCUGCAGCUUGGGCUGUAAGGUUCUCUCUGAUGACAUGCAGAAAGUCAGUGACCACUGCCAGGUGCUGGACCAGAUUGCAAGGGAAGCAGAGAUUCAGGUGAUGUUUGAUGAUGAGCCAUCCAGCAGCAAAGAUGACAACAACCUCAACUCCAAAGCAGCAGCAGAGGCACAAGUCCUGCAUGACCUCAGAGAGCUGUGUGAAGACAGAAUUCACUUCUACCAGUCUUUACAAGCGAGCGAACUGAAAACGCAGCACUCUGCAGCCAAACAUAUGAGUCGUGAACAGAGGACUGCUGUGUUUCAUUACUGGCUGAGUACUGCUGAGAAAGUGUUGGGCGGUUACCCUCCAAACCAUGUUCUACAAGCACUGCAGUAUUUGGCUUCAAGGGAGCAAAAGGAACUCGAAGAAAAGAUAGCUGCUCUGGAUGUGAUGCAGGAUGUGACGGCUCUGCGGUUUAGAUAUGAAAGCAAUCACCUUCUGGAUAUCUCAGCAGAAGAGGAUGAUGUGUUGCCACCUGUUAAGACCCUCUUAGAGGCUGCUUGGGAAGAGGUGCAGCAGAGUUUGGUAGAGCUGGCCCAAACUCGUUUCAGAGUCCAGCAGCUCAAAAACCAGUUGCAGAUUCGUAAGGAGGAGGCUGAGCAUGAGGUGUCUGGUGUUUCUGAUGAGUUCCACAAUGAUUCCUUGGCACUCUCAACCCUCGAAAUGGAGCUGCAGCAUGUGAUGCAGACAGCAGCUCGGGAUUAUAUUAGAGACCGCUGCAUCCAGCUCGACCAACAUGCCAAAAGCCGUCAGGAGGCACUAAGAAAUUUACGCAGCCAGUGGCAGAGUAUUUUGGACUUCAGAGACCUAGUGGUCCUCAAACAGGAGCAGAUAAGAGGUCUGAUUAAAGGAAACUCAGCAGCCAAGACACAGCUGAUCCAUCUGCAUAGAGAGUUGCAGGACUUCAUUGAAGGCAAGCUUGUGCCGCAGUUUGAUGGCGUCAUCACAGCAGCCAACAGUUUAAGAAACUCUAUUUCAAAGGAGGUCCGACAGUUUGGGACAGUUUCUUUUAAUUCUUUGGACCGCAGGACUGUUGAUGGAAUGCAAAGAGUUCCUGCAUCAUGGUUGUCCAUCCAUCGCUUGCAGUCUCCAAGCUUCAGCAACUUGUGUCAGAGCCUGGCAUUCCCUCUGUACAAGGCUCCAGAGGAGUUGUGCUCCCUGUCGCGGUCUCAACAGCUUGAGUUGCGUUUUCUUCAUCAAUUACUGGAGCUUUACUCUGCUACUCUGCAGAGAGUGCAGAAGGAAGCAGAACAGCUGCAUGUAUCUGAUCAAAAAGCUCUGUUGUCCAGAGUCAGAGAGGAGGAUCAGAACCUUUUGAAGGCUUUGCUACCGAGAGCCAGAGGUCUCACUCAGCGCUGUGCACAAGGCCUUUCUUACGGAGACCAAGUCAAAGCCGCCAUCUCUUACUGGUGGGAUAAACCAGCCCAGCAUGUCCUGACUGAGGUCUGUAGAGGAGGUCUGACUUACCAGCAGUGGCUUCAAAGGUGGAAACUAGCUGCCAAACCAUCUUAGUGAACACCUCUUAGUUUCAAAACACAUAACUCUCAGCACCUUUCAUUGAAAAAAUUACUAAACUCCAAUAGUUAAGAGAUGCACAAAAGGUUACAUUUCUUUUUCCCCUAUGUCUUUCAUUCUCAUUAUUACUCUUGUUUUAUCAUGUGAAAGUCAAUAAAGAAAUUUAAAUGAAAA